AUGGCUGUCAACAUUCCCCUCGAGCUUGUAAUGAAGAUUUUCACUCUCGCCACUCAUAGACGAGAGGAAGCAGCAUCCUGGAUUUGUAUUUCCAAAAGGACCUACAUCUUGUUCGAACGAUUAUUGUAUAAUAAGGUCGUCUUGAAAGAUGAAGACCACGCAUUCAGAUUCCUGGAAUGCUACCGCCUUCGGCAAACGCAUAUCGAUCCUCCUCCAGCAACUACAACGAUGUUUCUCGGCGAUGAUAUCACGUACACUACCCUAGUCGAGAUAUUGUCACUCUGCAAAGACAUCACCAACCUUUCCAUAGCGUCCGUCGACGACGACUUCAUUCGUGACCUCACAAAUCUGCAUCACGUACUGGAACCCCCUCCCCCUCACGGUGCUUUGUUUAAACCUCAGAUUAUCGCUGACUCACUCUUCCAUGGGAGAUGCUUCGGUUUGUUUGAUAUGAACGCCUUCCCCAAGUUGACCCACCUGGCGCUUUUGUUCGUCGUCUAUAACCCAGGAGUGGACGUCCCUGGCGUUGUGAAGCGUCUUCUCCAACACGCAACCCUGCAAGUCCUUGUAUUCCGUGUCGAUGGUCACAGCGAAUGUGCAACGUUCCUGGAACCCCAUGGAAUCGUGGAUCGUCGCAUCAUCAUCGGACCUUCAAGAACGUUUGUAUGGGAUGAUUUUGGACAUGGCGACAUGCUACUAUGGGAACUCGCUGAUGACAGGGUCAACAUGCCUGCCCCAAACCACACAUGUUUGAAAAUAGAUUCAGGGAUUAUAAGGGGCUUCCUCCUCGAUUUCCUGAACGCGAUGUGGACCAAUGAAGCUCUGCAAUUGAAAAACUAUGGGCUCUUUGUGCUGUCCGUCAGCAAUAACAGUCUCAAAUUUGUGGCGGUCAUAAAUCUUGUGCGCAUGGAAAAAUCCAAACUUUUCUUCUGCGUUUCCAUGGGGUCACUUCUCAGCAGCAGACAGCUGCGAGCCCUUGAGUUGCGAGUCGGGCAGCCACACAAAGAGGUCAUGUUUUGGCUGAAUAGAUACAGCAUGAACGAUCCUCGACUCGUGCUGUUACACACCAGAUUGGGUCAGACGAGCCAGUUAGGACAGGGAGACAUGUUGGUCGGGAGUGGUCGAGGAAAGAUCACAAUUUCCACUACCAAAGGAAGAUUCGACACGAAGUCGUGCUCCCAGGCAAUCCCAGGGAAACAACUGCGAAGGCGAAAAGAUGAUGUGGAGAUGGAAUCAACUUAUAUCGGUCAGAAGAAGUCGCGUGCUCGAGUGCACCGAGAGGAUAGUUUCCAGUCAAUGACACCGGCAAGAACGAAAAACUGCUUCUCCCUCAGGAUGAAUGCACGAUAUCACCGCAGCCAUCAAGCCAAUGAUGGCGAAACACAUUGCGAGUGA
Messenger RNA from Suillus subalutaceus, 1395 nucleotides. RefSeq lists its product as uncharacterized. The coding region runs from base 1 to 1395 and encodes 464 amino acids. The record is from RefSeq and is a predicted model, not a curated record. The transcript is spliced from 8 exons. NCBI's taxonomy places the organism in Eukaryota, Fungi, Basidiomycota, Agaricomycetes, Boletales, Suillaceae.